Diuraphis noxia (Russian wheat aphid) is the source of this 4973-nucleotide messenger RNA. RefSeq lists its product as uncharacterized. Gene Ontology annotation, biological process: transmembrane transport; monocarboxylic acid transport. The record is from RefSeq and is a predicted model, not a curated record. Gene Ontology annotation, molecular function: monocarboxylic acid transmembrane transporter activity. Lineage: Eukaryota; Metazoa; Arthropoda; Insecta; Hemiptera; Aphididae.
CUAAUAUGAUAAUAAUUUACCUAUUUAUAUGAUACACUCUGUACCUAACAUAACUCUAAAUUCUUUUCGAUAUAAUAAUAACCAUCAGGAUUCAGGAUAAAUCAUCGAAGAAUUUGUUUUAUCAACUGUCAACGAACUACUGCGUGGUGAAGUGAUAUUGUCUAAUCCGAAUUUGUAUUUUAUAUAUUAUGAAGUAUUAUUUUUUUAUCGUGUCGCCAGUAAAUAAUCAUAAAAUUGAUUAUACUUUACAAAAAAGUCCCGCGGUCAUCGUUUUUCAGAUAAUAAAUAACAAUAAAAAAAAAACUACGCACAAGUGUAUACACGAUACAAUCAUUAUCAUACAUGUAUAAAAUAUGUUGUGUUAGAGUGUGCUAUUAAUAAUACGAUAAAUAAUAAUAUAAUAUUGAUCGAUCGAAACAGCGUGUAUGGUGUACGGUCGCAGAUCAAGAGGAGUGUAUAAACAAACGAAGAGUUUGUCGGCGUUAUCGGCGUGUACGCAUGCUGAAAGUUAAGUGAUUACUGAUGAUGAACACCGCUGUAGCAGUUGGGUGGGUGUCAUUCGAUUACGCGUGCCGCUCGCAAACGGAAUUCCACAUGUUAGAAUAUUAUAUUAUAUUUUGACGAAUAGUUUAUAGGAACAACGCGGCAGUUACACGCGUCACUUAUUGCGGUGAAGACGGACGCCGCGAAACGAAUGUGUUACACGUAAUAACUAAUAAUUAUUUUAAUUUUAAAAUCGAACCACGAGAAUGGUCCUMUGACACACAUACGUGACGAUUAAAAUAUUACGAUUGCAGUAGUAUUAUAUUAUUAUAAUUUAUAAUACGUAAUAUCGUGUUCAUAGAAUAUAGACACCUGUUGAUGAGCGCCUAAUCCUUACAUCGGAUUCGCGAGAGCGUCUCUAUCAAAAGGAAUAAAAGAAAGAAAAAACCGCGUCGAUGAUAGGAACACAUGGUAUUUUACGGCAUACAUUGUACAUUUACGKAUUUACGAUAUUAUAAUUAUUAUAAUACUCACGCCGUGAUGGUAAGACACCAUAAAAACAUAACAUGCAUAAAUCGAUCGUGUAAUACUCGCAAUCGCAGUCAGCUUCCGGACUCGCGAUUGUUUAUCGCUACAGAUGUGUCGGCCGGUAUGUGCACACACGCAUCGCCGGACCAGGCGUAUCAGUCGCGUUCGAUAGGUCGUUCAGGUAGCAAUAAUAAUAUAACCGCCACGGGCGCAUCAUGCCACCGCCGCCGCCGCCGUCUUCCGAGUGAUAUAUAAUAUUAUAAUAACGUAAAAUGUAUGCAACARUAUCAUGCGAUGCUWUAUACUUCCGAUACACCGUCCGGCUGAUAGUAUAAUAAUAUAACAAUACCGUGGCAGUUCUGCAUUGACCUACACACACCGGAUUAUUUGAUAUACCGUAUACGGAAAUGGCCAACGAAACGAAGGCGAGCUGCAGAGAUCCGGCGACCGAACACCCGAAAUCCGAACCUGACGAAUCAUCGUACAUGCUCCGAGACAAAAACUCUCCAUUGAACAAAAAAACCAUCUAUUUUUUUUCUCGAAUCUGGUCACGGAUUUUGACCGCAUAUAUUUYUUUCCUAAAACGACAUCUGAAAAAACGUGUCUGCAGGCUUUGCACACGAUAUUAUUGUGAGGACAUCGGACAUUCGGACACACGGUCGCUGUCCUGUCUACUGUGCAAAAUGAUUUCGCACCAAGCGGUAACGUUCUGUGGCGGACUUUUAGCUUCCGCUGGUAUGAUGUUCUGUUCGUUCGCUAACUCCAUAUCGCAUCUGUACAUAAGCUACGGUGUGAUGGUGGGAUUUGGUGCAGGCUUGUGUUACUCUGCUGGAAUACUGAUUGUUAACGAAUAUUUUGACAAGCACCGAGGACUGGCCAACGGGUUUUCGCUUGCAGGCACCGCGGUCGGCGCACUCGCCAUGCCACCGUACCUCGAGUUCUUAACCUUUUCAUACGGCUACAGAGGUGGCAUUCUGAUCGUGUCCGGAAUGAUGUUGAACACAUUGGCGUGCUCGAUAACCUACAAACCCGCGGUUGAUGAUGCGGACGGGGCAGUUCAACAGGACGAGGUGACCUGCACGAGGGUGAUCGCUAUUACGUCGACAACGUCGCCUACGUCGAUCAAUGCGAGAGCAGUCACGACGACCGCUUUCAGGGCGGCCACGGACCUGUACUACGCCGCGGUGGUGUCGUCACCUUCACCAUCGCCGCCGCUAUUGAAAUCCAAAACCACGGCGGCGUCUUCAACGGACGAUGAAGACGAGGACGACGAAGACGACAAACAUCUGAAAAACACCCGUUGGCGGCGGUGGCUGAGAUGGCGACACCCACAGUUCGGUGGCACGCCGGUCGUUGAGUUUUUGGCCGUAUCAGCUGUCYACACGAUCAGCCACUUGGCGUACGCUACUGUCGCGCCCGCACGUGCCGCCGCAUUACAGCUGGCCGCUGCCGAGGCGGCCGGUCGAUUUCUAGCGCCAACAACUUCAGACAUGCUGUCACCCGGCGGCUCGGCGUCGAUUUACCUGUACGCCUCGGUGGUGGCCGUCGGCGGCGCCGUCCUGCUGAUUGGCGCCACCGCUAGUUCGGACGCUGACCCGUUCCAGUGGCCACUGCAGUCAGCAGUGGACGCGCAACGGUCGGCGUUCCUGAUCGUGGCUUACGGGUUGGCAUCUGGCGCGGCCGUCGGGCUCGAACCGUUAAUCGCGGUCCGCGCGCUAGGCCGCGAACAGCUCUCCAAUUCCUGUUCCGUCACGCUUCUCGGCAAAGGCGCCGCCCAGCUGGCCGUCGACCUGUUCCUGCGGCGGCCGUCCCCCGGCCGUGGUGGACACUGGCCGCCCAUCUCACCAUGUAUGUUUUAUGCGCUUGGAUCCGUUUUGGUGGCCACCGCCGSCGCUUGGACAGCCGCGUUCCUUCUCAAGCGUCACUACUCCUCGAAGACCGGAUGCAGCCGGUACGUUAGAACCGCUUGACUACAGCGGCCACCACGUCCGCCAGUGGCGAGACCAUUGUCGUACUCUAUAUUGUACAUGCAUAAUAAGCGAAAUACCGGAAGGGCAUUGCAUACUUUAGGGUCGGUAAUCUAACUAAGUUUUCACAAAAUCAMAAUCAACCAUAAAACCUAUAUGACGUUGAAACCGUCGUCAACAACGAUUUAUAGAAGUUCUUAAAAUUWWAAAAAAAACUUUGGCGGCGAUUAAGUUCAGRGUAGUAAUUUUCGAAACCCGUUUAAGCGUAAAAUUAACAUUUUUGURUAUACAAAUCUUAACAAAAUCGAAGGUUAUCGUGCUGUGGUUUUUUUCCCUAAGUUUCUGUUUCUUUAGCAAUUCGAAAACGCUGCAAUUUCACUCGAAAGACACACGUCGUGAGUCUAAGUUGAGUAGGUAUGAGAGUGUUUUUUCCACGAAUUAUUAACUUAAGACMAACGAUUAUUGAUGCAAGUCUGCAACAUGUUGGUAGGURUAUUAUGUGAAGGUUAUUGAUCACAUGAUUUCAGAUUUKAUAUUCAGAGGUCAAAAUCAUACCAAAAUAGUUAGUUAGGUAHGACUUUUAAGAGGACUUGAGAGUAGUUGAGUGUAGGCAGUUGGCAAUUUAUAUUCCAAUAGUUCAAUGUUUAACAUCWUAGAAAAUUAAGAACGGGAAAAAAUUAUAAUAGGUAUAGAUACAUAAUUAUUAAUUUUUCAUGGAAAUGUAUCAAUGAUUACAAUAUUUCCGUAUUAGUAGGUAAACUAAUGACAAAAAAGUUUCUUAUAGUAAGUACUUGAGACUUGACCACAUUUGAUAGUUUCGUUAACACGGAAUUUACUCUCGAAACAUCUCUAAAAUCCUAAAAAUCUGAACAAAACUAAUAACAGACAUGUACCUGUCCUACCUAGCUACCUACCUAAUAAAAAUAAAUAAAAUAAUACAAUAUACGUAAAAAUCAGAAUGACGACCAUAAUAUUAUCUAGUCAUUAUAACUAUCGUAAAAAUGUAAAUAUCAUUAUUCCUGUUUGCGAUGAAUAGUURGGUACAAAGUAGGUAUAUACAUUUAUAACUGACUUUUCAGAUCCAUUAAAAUAGUCCGAAACAAGAAAAGACGUUUCGAUUUCACGUAGGGUACCUACCUACCUAAUUGACGUAUUAAAAGCUUUCGAAUCCAACGACAAGAGUGCUUGAUGUAAGUAAUAGUAAGUAYCUAUACUCGUUGUGACUCACGGGUCGUAUAGGCGCAAUCUUAUACGUUUUGAGCACUAAGUUUCGAUAAGAAUUUAUUUUUCUUAAGCUGUGCGUGAAUUGACCACGACAUUUUAGAGCGAUUUUUGGACUUAAAUCGUWUUAAAAGUGCGUGGACAUAUUCUGCAGGAUUUCCGUUAUUAGUAAUAACUUAUUACUAUUGCGAUUUUGCUAUCGCUGUAUAUUAAACAAUUAAUGUUUCCAACACUGUAAGAAAUAGGUACAUAUAUCAUUUUUAUUUUUUUAUAAUUUUAUCUAUUACGAAAUUGUUUAUCGAAUUAAGAAUUUUGUAUACAUACUUGUCCUAUGUAUAUAUUAUAUUAGGAUCGCAUGAUUUAUGAAUCAGGAAUGGCCAACAUUCUAAGUUACUUACAUUAAUUUCAAACUUAACAUUAUGUUCAACAAAGGCCAAAAUAAAAAUAAAAAUAUAUAUUUUUAAAUUAUAUCAAACUAAUUAAACUAUGAAUUAAUUAAUUAUAACUAUUAGUUACAAAAAUAAGAGCAAAAUCAUGAAAUCCAUUACAACUGUUGUUGUAUAGUAAAAAGUAUUAUCAAUUAUCAAUAGUAUAAUAGUAUAUAAAACACAAAAUAAAUUGUAGUCCAUCAUUGGCCUUUYCUGGCUUAUACGAUGUAUUAUUUGUAAAAAGUGUAAACAUAAUUAAUGGUGAAAUGUGUUGUACACAUACCAAGUACUGAUUUUUUUCAUUUUUGUAUCUGUGUAAAAAUAAAAGUGUAUUUAAWGCCUUCAA